This is a messenger RNA of Penicillium manginii, 885 nucleotides long. RefSeq lists its product as uncharacterized. The coding region runs from base 1 to 885 and encodes 294 amino acids. The transcript is spliced from 3 exons. The record is from RefSeq and is a predicted model, not a curated record. Lineage: Eukaryota; Fungi; Ascomycota; Eurotiomycetes; Eurotiales; Aspergillaceae. Gene Ontology annotation, molecular function: nucleic acid binding.
AUGGGAGAUAAGCGCAAGCUCGAGAACGCGGUUGAUGCAGUUGUGCCUGAGGGCAAGAAGAUGAAGAAGGAGAAGAAGGACAAGAAGGAAAAGAAAGAGAAGAAGGAGAAGAAGGAAGAGGUUGUUGAGGUUGCGCCUGUUGAGACUGCUACCGAGGAGGUGAAGGAGAAGAAGGAAAAGAAGGAAAAGAAGGACAAGAAAGAGAAGAAGGACAAGUCCGAGAAGAAGGAGAAGAAGGACAAGAAGGAAAAGCGCAAGGCCGAAGACGAGACCGAGACCGAGUCACCCGCCGACAAGAUGGACGUCGACGAAGAGACCACCGAGAAGAAGGAAAAGAAAGAGAAGAAAGAGAAGAAGGACAAGAAGAACAAGAAGCAAAAAACCGACGAGGAGACCGCUACCCCCGAGGAGCAAACCCAAGAGCAAGAGCAAGAGGAGGCUGCUGCUGCCCAGGGCAAGAACUCUCGCUUCAUCUGCUUCGUCGCCCUCAUCCGCGUCGCAACCAAGAAAGAAGCCCCCAGCAAAUGCCGCGGCUUCGCCUUCAUCGAGUUCGACAACUACGACCGCAUGAAGACCUGCCUUAAGCUGUACCACCACUCCAUGUUCGACGACGGAAAGUACCCACCUCGCCGCAUGAACGUCGAGCUAACUGCCGGCGGCGGCGGCAACACAGACAGCCGCAAAGCCAAGAUCCAAGCGAAGAACGAGAAACUCAACGACGAGCGCCAGCGCGACGCAAAGAAGAUCAAGACGGACAAGAAGAAGCACGACAAGCCCGCCCAACGCACCGGCGCCAACGCCGAAGCCCCGGCACCCGCUGCUAACGGCGAUGACGACAAGUACGCCGGCGUGCACCCGAGUCGCAGACCGCAGCAGAUGUGGUAA